GCCGUUGUCGCUGUUCUUUCGUUCAUCUUUCCUGCACCGUCAUCAUGUCUGCCCUGAACGAUGAAACUAUUCGUCGAGUGUUUGUAGAUUUACAAGCAAAGUACAUCUCGUCCAUGCAGCAAGCUAAUUCCACCAAACAACAAAUUCAGAUCAAAGAGCGUGAACGCAAGGUGGCUGAACUGACCCGAAGAGAAUUGGAAGCUCUUGAAGAGGGUACAAAGACCUAUAAGCCCGUUGGCAAGAUGUUCAUACAAACACCAUUACCAGAGAUGAAAGAAUCAUUUGUGAAGCGCGUCGGUACAGCAGAUGAUGAAAUCAAGGCUUUGGAAAAGACUCAAAAGUAUUGGGAGCGAAGCGCCAAUGAUGCUCAGGGUAAUCUCAGAGACAUCCUCGGUGGCCCAAGAACCAUGUAAUAUAGUAUCCCGGAUAGGUUCAUUUCGUUAUUUCUUUUAUACAUAAAGAACGCUAUUCAGACCAAGCGUCUCACACGCAAUCGCUGUAAAGACUAUACACGUGUCAUCCUAAGCUUUUGCAUCAACAUGAAUCUACUCUAGACAUUCAUAGCAGCGAAACAAGGGAAGCAGCAGCAGUAAUAAAAGCGAAAUGAUCACAAUGAAACACAAAUUUUACUUUCUCAUUUAUUUGAUUUUAUCUUUCUUGGUGGUGGGUUUAUAAUGAAAUUGGGUCCAUUUUUUUGUAAUAUACCUACACUUUCUUAGUAGUUUUCCUUUGCUUCCUUAGGCAACAUUUCACCCUUCUUCUUAAUGACGCCGAGAUGGAUGAUGCGGUCACCCGCCAUGGCGACUGGGUUGGAGCUUCUACCGAUCGUCUACGAUAAUCACAAAUUGGAGUAAGCAUUGGGUAGAGUUGGUUUCAUUAUCAAUCAUCCUUC
Molecule: messenger RNA, 892 nt
Organism: Umbelopsis ramanniana AG
Lineage: Eukaryota; Fungi; Mucoromycota; Umbelopsidomycetes; Umbelopsidales; Umbelopsidaceae
Exons: 3
Coding region: 45-413 (122 amino acids)
Biological process (GO): protein folding
Cellular component (GO): prefoldin complex; cytoplasm
Molecular function (GO): protein folding chaperone
Source: RefSeq, a predicted model, not a curated record